CGCUACAACGAAGCUCGAUUAAUGACUCGUAGCUCGAUUUUCUUUUGCCAUUUUAAUUGUCUGCACUCGUACACAUCUCUCCCGUGGCAUAUUUAUAACUCGCGAUGAUAGCUCAGCAUAUGUUCGAGCUAAAUACGAACCGGCUCCAGAGUUACUGCUCUGCGCACGGUGUCAAUGCCACUAAAUUGCUGGGCGCCCUCGCUCCGGAACGGGAAACGCUUGAAAUGUGGGAACCUCUCAUUUCCAUUGUUACUUACUUUUCCUCGUGCACACCUCGCUGCAAAAUGAUCCAGCUCCUGAUAAAAAACUAAUCAGGAUCAAACCGUAAUUGAUAAAUAUAAAACACUCUCCGCAAAACAACAAGUUUUAUUUCACUUGGAUCAAGGACGAGAGUUUAAGCGGUGUGACGAAAGAUUCGAAGAAAAAUUCAAUAAAACAUCUUUUCGUCCUACUCUUUCCGGGACAUUGAUUACAUCUGGUUAGAUCGAGCUGCACUUGGAUUCCACUGGAAAUGUAUCUAGAAAAAAUGUUAUUUUUCCAACGAGCUCGUCUCGAGAGGUUCCGUCCAUUUUAUGGUGAAAAUUAUCAAAGUACCAUCGGCAAGUUACCGUACACCAAAUUAGUUUAAUCGGAGAGCCGUUUUUCAAUAGUCCAGGGAUUAAGAUUCGUUCAUUCCAUUCACUUUUGCGCAAUCGAGGACAUUUAAAUUCAUUCGAAAAUAGCGGAUCGAUUUUUGCACAUUGCGAAAAAUGAAAUAAAUGGGAACACUUUACAGAUUUGGACAUUUAUAAACGGAUCGAUCCAUUUGUCAGUGCGUCUCGGAGCCAUUGGCAUUUUAUUUGCCAUACUCCAUUUGUCAUUUACAUCAUAUUUUUUUCUCGAAGGCACGAUAUUUCGAAAGUUUGCGCAGGCGAGGCUUAUUAUACAACAAAAUUGAACGAGUCUUCGCUAAGUAGAGGAAAAAAAAUACGAAGAGACUGAGCAGGACUACGGUGCGAUUGGAACGACAAAAAAUUUGAACGCAUUUAGAAAUCGAGAAGAGCGUCGCAAAAAAUGCUUGAAGUUAUAACUUCACCGGAGACAUCAAAACGAAGUUUUAUUCAGAGAUGAUAUCGUCUCGGCGAACCUGCAGUCAGCGAAGGACAGAUUCGAGUCGCAAUGUGCAAUUCAUUUCGGAUUUAUAUCGCUCCAUUGGAUUUCAAUCAAAAUAUCAUUCGGACGAGAACGGUUCACAUUAUGCAAGAUGCCUCGAGCCGAUUUGAAGAAAUGUAUUGAAUUAUAUAUUGCCGGAUGGAUGAUUUCAGUGGGUCGGAAGAACCCGUUUUUUUUUCAUGUUUGCACUCAAUACAACUCGUGCGACGAAGACCAAACGGUUUAUAUCGGCUUUUAGUUGAAACUUUUGUGAAGGAUCAUUGCUCCUCGUUAUGGGACGCGAGAGCCACGUCUUGACGAAUAACGGGCAUGAAUAACCAUAUUUCAACGUCCGUCGACACGAGACGAUCAGGAAUUGCCAAUAGUCGAUGAAUACCGCGCAAGAACAAAGUACAAUCGUUGAAAUUUAUUGGGCGUCCACUCUGUCCUGCAUUAGGCUGAGCAUCUUCUCAACAGUGGUGACAAUAUGAACUUCGCACACGAAAUUCUACCAUCCCUUCAAAAGAUUCUGAUGGGUCGCGAAUUGAGGACAUCGGUCGCAGCACCUUCAGAUUUCGCAAUUUAAAAAUACCGCCGAUUACGGCCUCUCGGUCGAGUGCUCUGACAGAUACCAUUAUUUGCGGGUGACCCAGAUUUUCGGCUGCAUCUUCACUGAUCCAGAUUGUGCGUUGCGUUGGGGAAGACGAAACUUUUCACGAUCUUCGUUCUUUUCGCGCUGUAUUAUCCGAGAACAAGAGCAAUGAGAAAUCUCGCUGCAAUCUUCGCGCAGUGGUUUUGUGUUCUACCCGUUGGGAAUAAACGAACGGGAAUAGUAAGAUUUCGGAAUUCAGCGAGCCGAAAUAACCGUGAGAAUGGCAACGAAGCAAGGAUAAUGCGAAGUUAAAUUUGAGCGUUGGGUCGUCCCGUGUUUUGCCCUUCCGCCUACAAAAGUAACGGAGAGUAGAGCGAAUCGAAAUCGGCGCUGUUCCUGAAGCACGGUGUAAAUUCGACGAGUAGGAAGGAGCAGAGAGAGCUGCGCUUGUGUUCGGGGAGACACAGAAGGAGAAGGAGGAAGACGAUACAGAACGGGUGAUGCAGUCGCGAGCUAGCCGGCCGACACGUCGGACACGCAGUUUUUUUCUUCCGCACACUGAUUGAGUGGAUACCGGCAUGAUCCUAAUCAUCGAUCGCCUUUCGACAUUUCGUUGUCUCGAUAUCGAGUAUUUGGCUGACGAAAAAUAGAAGAAGGGACCGAAAUCUAUGUUGAAAAGUCUCUAAAUCCGUUGAACUAUAAAUUUCAAGUGCGGUGCGAAUCGAGCAAAGUGUCAAAAAACAUUGCAACGUGCAACCAUCCCAACGGACGAUUACAAAGGGGAUGAAAUUUCCGAUGUUGAAAUCGCUAUUGGCUCGAGUCUGAUUCCGCAAUGAUUCGGUUCUAAUGGGGCUUCUUGCGCUCUCAUUAUUUCUUCGUUUAUCCGGGAGAGAUUUUGAAAAACAAUCGAAGAACGUGGCUCGGCGGGAUAUCGAGGAGCGUUGAAAAAAAAUUUGGAAAGUCAGAGUCGACCGCGCUCGUUUUUUCAAUGUGCUUUCGAGCGGCGUUUUGGAUUUGCGAGUGCGAACGACUUUGUAAAAAAUCUUCGAUAGAUUUGUGCACCUGAUAAAGGGACGCUGAUAAAACAAGUGGAAACAACGACGACGAGGACGUCGGUAAAUAGUCGGACUGAGUAGAAUGAUCGUGAAAGACAACAUGUGGAGACAGAGGCGCCUCACGGUGCCUAAGAGAACGAGCGAGUUGGUCGCACUGGUUGCGCUGUCGAGUACUCUCUUCUUGUUUCUUCACACGCGUGAUCUUCAUUCGCGAUUGCGUGAAAUGGAGGUUCGUUUGCAGCCAGGAGAGGGUGAGACACUAUCGGGCAAUCAAUUAUCAUCCGAAGAUGGACAUCCCGGACAAACUGGAAAUUCUGGACCAGCCACGAACGGCCCGUUCACCUAUCAAAAUCCGCAGAGACACACGAGUACAGAUUUGACGAACGAACCAGCCGAGAGACUGGACAUCGACGCUCUGAACAACACGAGGCGAGCCGACAAACACGUACUCUUCUUCAAUCGUGUACCGAAAGUUGGAUCGCAAACCUUCAUGCAAUUGCUCAGACGACUGUCGCUCAGAAACGUUUUCUCAUUCAACAGAGAUCAGGUCCAGAGAGUCGAGACCAUACGGCUUGCUCCAUACGAACAGCGUCAACUGGUCAGACUGGUCAACAGCUAUGCCGAGCCUUCGGUUUAUGUGAAGCACGUUUGCUUUACUAACUUUACAGAGUUCAACAUGCCACAACCGAUUUACAUGAACGUCGUUCGAGAUCCAGUGGAGCGAGUGAUAUCGUGGUAUUAUUACGUCAGAGCGCCUUGGUAUUAUGUGGAAAGAAAGCAAAUAUUUCCGGAUCUUCCGUUGCCCGAUCCCGAAUGGCUGAAGAAGGAUUUCGAGACGUGCGUACUGGCCGGCGAUCGAGAGUGUCGUUACGUCGAGGGAGAGUUUCACGAGGGCAUCGGCGAUCACAGACGUCAAACAUUAUUUUUUUGCGGACACAGCGAAAAGUGCACGCCUUUUAACACGGUCGGUGCUCUCGAGAGGGCAAAAUUGUCGGUUGAGAAACAUUACGCAGUUGUGGGAGUUCUCGAGGACAUGAAUACAACCCUCGCUGUAUUGGAAAAUUAUAUACCGCAGUUCUUCGAAGGUGCUACGGAAUUGUACUGGGACGAGAUGAACUCGUUCAAAAGGAUAAACCGCAACUCGUUCAAGCCACCGGUUAGUGAGGAGGUCAAAGAUAUCGUGAGAAGAAAUUUCACCCGGGAAAUCGAGUUCUAUCAAUUCUGCAAGCAACGACUUCACAGGCAACUCAGAGCACUGAAGCUUACGAAUCCACUGCCAACGAUGGAUAAUACCAAUCUGCUUUGAACGAGCGUCAUUUCUUUGGUGUAUCGAUGAUUUUUUUUCUUCGUGAAACAACAGCAACGCUCAGGAAUGGGGAAAAGAAACAAAAAAGCCUGAUCAUUAAUUGUGAUAUAGAAAACAAAUAUAAUAUUGUAGAAGAGGCACGUCGAGAAUCGGGGGAAAAUGUUGUAAAUGAAAAAGCUAUGAAAAUGCGUAAAGCACUGAAGCUAGAGUUAAUUGAGUUGAUGCCGUCCAGAAGCGAAAACGUGGUGGAAUUGAAGAGGCCAGCUAACGAGAAUAAAUCGAUUCAACAAGAGGAAGUAAACCUCAAGAUUCGCGUGAUUUGCAAAACGUUUAUAGUUCGUAAUGCACACAAUUCAAAUUGCAUUAAUCAUCUUUCAUCCAAUUUGUCUGAUAUUCCUCCAAUGAUUCAUUAGACAUUAAAUUCUGAUUGGCGUUGAUGAGGGAACGGUGCACUAAAAAUCGAAGAUAGAGACCGAGAAGCCCUGACGCGUGCGUGUGCGAUGUGGCAAAAAUUGUUGAAAGAUAAAAAAAAAGUGCCAAGUUAAAACUAAAUUUAUCGUUAUUUGUCAUUGGACAGUUGUAACAGCGUGCUAAAUUGAGAUAAUCUCGUAGCGCUCUCGUUGUAAUACGUUUUCCGCGAUUCGAUCGUGUGGUGUGCCUGGUCACGCGAUUAUAUCGGAGGUCGGUCGACAGGUCGUAGAGAUUAACAGCCAGAGGCAAGAGAGAGGGAGAGAGAGAGAGAGAGAAUGGAAUAAAGAAACACACGGAUGUAGCUAUUUUUGGAAGCAACGAAUAUGCUGUAGUAGAGAAAACUUUCUUCCUCUCUUCUCUCCUUCUUUUUUUCAAUCUCGUAAGUUUUUUUCAUUUUAUUGUCUCAAUAACACGUAGAACAACGUACUAUAUAUAUAUAUAUAUAUAUAUAUAUUUAUGUAAUAAUGGUAAUAGUAUCAAUAAUACAUUAUUCAUAAUCUCGUAUAUGAAUAAAUAUGUGUGUUUUCAUUGAAUUUUUUCUCAGUUGCGUACUCUUCGUUUGAACCGCGACUGGAUAAUUUGCACGAAUCUUGAAAAAUAAUGAAAAUUAUUUAUACAACUGUGUAACAGGGAAGUUUUGAGCCAACCAAUAUGACGCAGCGUUUCGUUGAUUCACGCGUCUACUAAACAUGCAUGUGUUUCAAAUGUAUAUAUUUAUAGUAUGUAUUUAUAGCACAACUAUGUAUGUAUACAUGAAUACGCAUACGUGUGUAUGAGAUUGGUGAGGGCUAGUCAAAAAUGAAACUCAUCGUCAUGCAGUUUGUCUUCGUUGCAUUGAUCGUGCUGUAUACAUAUAUUGCAGGCUUUUUGGGCGGAUUAGUCAUAAUUGUUUAUUUUGAUCUUUAUCAGCUUCUUUUCCUCUUUCGAGAGCUUUGGAGUACUUGAGUAAAAAAAUAUGGCAUCGUUUCAAUUGCCCCCCACCCCCUCUCGCUUUAUUCCUUCUCUGCCUCAGUCUCGGAGCCUCGGUGACCGAGCGUUCGAUGUCGCACCUCUCUCUCUGAAGUAACGACGAAAAUCACAGGUGCGAAUAACGUUGAUAAAACUGUUGUUAAACAUGGCGCUACAGAUGUGUGCCAGGAAAUAGUUACAAAUGGUGAUAAAAUGUCGAAUUUAAUCGCGAGCGAGACGUUUUUCAGGUACAAAUUUCAUUGUUCGAUCGUAUUAUUUAUUUGAAGAUUCGAAAGCUACUGACGUUAUAACGAGCUUUUAAAUAAAUUGUUGUUGUCGAAAGAGGACAUAAAAUGAAAGAGAAAAAAAAACACAGUUUCAUCGAACGAGGCUACAAAACGUGUUAUUUACGAGAUCUAACAACGAGUCCAACGAGUCUUAAUUACGAGUUAUGUGUAUAAAUGACAACAGAAGAAAUAAUAACAAUCGUAACCCAUUCA
Molecule: messenger RNA, 6003 nt
Organism: Venturia canescens
Lineage: Eukaryota; Metazoa; Arthropoda; Insecta; Hymenoptera; Ichneumonidae
Gene: pip
Product: heparan sulfate 2-O-sulfotransferase pipe
Exons: 12
Coding region: 2861-4084 (407 amino acids)
Cellular component (GO): membrane
Molecular function (GO): sulfotransferase activity
Source: RefSeq, a predicted model, not a curated record